Molecule: messenger RNA, 2019 nt
Organism: Acanthosepion pharaonis
Lineage: Eukaryota; Metazoa; Mollusca; Cephalopoda; Sepiida; Sepiidae
Source: the annotation of a GenBank genome assembly
AUGUUUAAAAGAAAAGACCAUUUUUAUAGAAUAAACGCCUUUCAGGUUUCUUUCUCUUUCUCUCUCUCUCUCUCUCUCUCUCUCUCUCUCUCUCUUCCCUCCCUUUUUCUAAACUGUGUUCUUUUUUCUUUUCUUUUUCCUUUUUUUUUCCUUUUUCUUAUCAUUUUUCUUUUCUAUUUUCUUUUUCUUUUUUCUUUCUUUUACUUUUCUUUCUUUCUUUUUUCUUUUCUAUUUUCUUUUUUCUUUUCUUUUUUCUUUUUCCUUUUACUUUUUCUUUACCUUUUUUCUUUUUCCUUUCUUUUUUCUUUUUCUUUUUCUUUCUUUUUCUUUUCUUUUUUCUUUUUCCUUUUACUUUUUCAUUUUCUUUUUUCUUUUCUUUUUUCUUAUUUCUUUCUUUUUCUUUUCUUUCUUUUUUCUUUUCUAUUUUCUUCUUCUUUUCUUUUUCUUUUUCUUUUUCUUUUUUCUUUCUUUUUCUUUUCUUUUUUCUUUUCUUUUUCAUUUUUCUUUCUUUUUCUUUUCUUUCUUUCUUUUUUUCUCUUCUAUUUUCUUUUUUCUUUUUCGUUUUACUUUUUCUUUACCUUUUUCAUUUUUUUCUUUUUUUCUUUUCUUUUUUCUUUUUCUUUUUUCUUUCUUUUUCUUUUCUUUUUUCUUUUCUUUUUUCUUUUUCGUUUUACUUUUUCUUUUUCUUUCUUAUUUCUUUCUUUUCUUUUUCUUUUCUUUCUUUUUUCUUUUCUAUUUUCUUUUGCUUUUCUUUUUCUUUUUUUUUCUUUCUUUUUCUUUUCUUUUUUCUUUCCUUUUUUCUUUUUCGUUUUACUUCUUCUUUACCUUCUUCUUUUCUUUUUCUUUUCUUUUUUCUUUUUUCUUUUUCUUUUCUUUUUUCUUUUCACUUUUUCUUUUUUCUUUUCUUUUUUUCUUAUUUCUUUCUUUUUCUUUUUCUUUUCUUUCCUUUUUCUUUUCUAUUUUCUUUUUCUUUUUUCUUUUCUUUUUCUUUUUUCUUUUCUUUUUCUUUUCAUUCCUUUUUUCUUUCUUUUUCUUUUCCUUCUUUUUCUUUUCUUUCUUUCUUUUUUCGUUUCUAUUUUCUUUUCUUUUCUUUUUCUUUUCUUUUUCUUUCCUUUUUUCUCUUUUCUUUUUCUUUUCUUUUUUUGUAAAAAAGAUAUUACUGCUAAAAGAAUUAAAGUCUCUCUCUUUCUCUCUCUCUCUCUCUCUCUUUCUCUCUCUCCCUCACACACACACACAAUAUUAUAUCUUCGGUGUUUUUUUUUCCCAUCUAAUGUCUUUCAUUUUUUUUCUUUUUUCUUUCUCUCUUUCUUUCUUUCUUUCUUUCUUUCUUUCUUGCUUUAUUUCAUCUUUCUUUCUUUCUUUCUUUCGUUCAAACUUCCAUUCCUUCUCUUCCUAUUUUCCUUAUGGCCUUCUAUUUUUUUUCUCCGAUCACACUUCCUUUUUCUGUACGCUAAUUUUUUCUUUCUUUCUCCAUCAUUUCUCUUUCUUUCUUUCUUUCUUUCUUUCUUUCUUUCUUUCUUUCUUUCUUUCUUUCUUUCUUUCUUCAUCAUUUCUCUUUCUUUCUUUCUUUCUUUCUUUCUUUCUUUCUUUCUCCAUCAUUUCUCUUUCUUUCUUUCUCCAUCAUUUCUCUUUCUUUCUUUCUUUCUUUCUUUCUUUCUUUCUUUCUUUCUUUCAAUUCCUUCUCACUUUCUGUUUUUUUCUUCUUCCCAUACUUGCUUCUUAUUUUCUUUCUUUUUUUCGUACAUGGACGUAAAUGAAAGAAGUCUUCUCUCUCUCUCUCUCUCUCUCUCUCUCUCUCUCUCUCUCUCUCUCUCCAUUUUACUUUCUUCUCUCUUACUACCUCCCUCUCACGACCUUUUCUUCUUAUUGUCUUUCUCUUUCUCUCUCUUUCUCGUUCCCCUCACUCAUUCACCUCUUCUCUCUCUCCCGUUACCUCUCUCCCUCUCCCUAGUUCUCUCUUUCUUUCUCGCUCCCCUCUAUUCUUCACCUCUCUCUCUCUCUCUCUCUCUCUCUCUCUGA